CUUCCGGUUUUUCAAAAGGCGAAUUUUCAAAGUGAGUCUGACAGUUGUAAGGAAUUUUCUGCGAUUCGUUUGGAACAUGUUUACAUUGUGUAAUAUCGAGUAAUUGAGGGAAUUACGGUGAUUUUGUGGUAAAUUACGCCGCCUGUGACGACGUUAAGUGACGUAGAAAUAGACGCUAGGUUGCACUAGUACGCAGAUUUGGGGGAAGCCUAUCAAAGCUUGUUGAAGAAAUGGCAUUCUUUUUGACACCCAAAGGCCUAUAGUGCGUUAAAUGUUGCUGAUUAUCCGCCGUUCGAGUCGUCAGUUUGUUAAUUCAUGACUUUUUGGGGAGUUUCGUCGAGAUUAAUGUGAAUUAACAACGUUACAUGUAUUGAUCAUCGUAUAGGUUAUGUUUCCAACUUUCAUUAGCAUCCUAGAUAUUCAAUCAUGGUGGGAGGUUCCAAGCAUUGCACAUUUUUGUUCAUUGUUUCGAACAGCAUUUAACCUUUUGGAUUUUGAUAUUGAGGAUUUGGAGGAAGCUCUCUUGACUGAUGGAACGGAGGAGACCUCUUGGCUCCAAGAACUUAUCGUGAGGCUUCUCAGUGGGUGCUUACCAAACAAUGAAAUCUCAACGUUCAAUUACCAGAUGUUCCUGAGACGUCUUUUUCGUCAAAAAUGUCAGGAACAUGAUCAAUACAACCCGUUUAAUACAGACAUAGAUUUUCAAUUGUUACCUUUGAGAACAAAAGUGGACAUUUUACAUGCACUCUGUGAUUUUCGUUUAGAUGCCGAUGAUGUGCUUGACCAAUUAAAAAAUUUAGAAGCAGACAGUUUAAGAGUUGAGCCUCUAGGUUAUGAUAGCAACGAAUCUGCUUAUUGGUAUUUUUAUGGUACUAGAUUGUACAGAGAAGAUUUUAAAACUAAAAAUAAUAAGAAGAAAUCUGUGUGGCAAGUUAUUUGUUUCACGGAAGACGAUUGGUUUCAACUUAACAAGAAGUUUAAGAAAUCCACUGCCAGGUGUGAAAGAGAGUUACAUCGUACUUUAAGUGAGAAUUUUUUACCUGAAUUGCCAAGGUUGUUUCGGGAAAAGGAAAGGCUGGCCAGAAAGCGAUUGCUGGAAAACCAACCGAGGCGAACUUCCCGACGUUUAAGAAAAGUAGAAAAUACAACUGAAAAAGAAGAGAUAACGAGUGAGUCUCCCAAAAACAAUCCUCUUGAAGAGGAAGAAAGGCAAAGAAGGCGCGAUUUGGAAAUAAAAAGAAAAGAAGCUUAUGAAAGAAGGAACAGACUUAAAGAACAGAGUGAAGAUAGCCAAAGUGAAGACUUUGAAGGACGGUAUGAAAUGGGCGGAACUAAAGCGCGGCAAAAGAAGUCCAAGGGAAGACAAAGAAAAUUGUCAACAAGUUCCUCUAACAGUAAAGAUGCAGCAUCUGCGCCCAAGAGCUCAAAAAGGAAGAAAACAAACGAGGAGACUUCCAAGUCCUCGACAUCUUCUACAACCACAACAGUUGGUCGGCAAACAAACAAUUCCCUGGCGGCAGCUACGGGGCAAAUUGUCAUCCAACCAGUUGCCAACACACAUAAGAAAAAACUGAAAACUUCCCAAGUGUUUCGCCAAACAGACGAAGAUCUAAUAACAGGAAUGCACAAAAUCUUAGAUUAUGUAAAAAAUCAUGAAGAUGCAUGGCCCUUUGCUGAUCCUGUUGAUGAAGAUUACGCACCUAAUUAUUACACAGUUAUUAGGAAACCAAUGGAUUUGCAAAGAAUGGAAGAAAGGUUGGAUGCAGGUUAUUACAAGAACUUUGCAAAGUUCAGAGACGAUUUCCAGUUAAUCGUUGAUAAUUGUCGACUUUACAAUGGUGUUGAAAAUGAAUAUACGGAAAUGGUCGAUAACUUAUUGAAGGUUUUUGAAAGAGCAACCGAGAAAUUUUUGGACCAAAUUUCAUCAUCCGACGACGAAAUUGCAGUCGAAUUUCCCAACUCUGAACUAGACGUAAAAGAAGCUAGAAAAAAUAAAUCAGAAUCUAAAUCGUCCAAGCGUAAACCUACUCUCGCAGCUAAAACGGAUAAAAAGAGGGAGCACUCGCUUUCUGAAGAAUCUCUGGGUAAAAGGAGUAUUUCCUACGAUUCGCUUAUCGAUGAAGAUGAAAAGAUAUUGUCCAAUAAAAAAGACAAAAAUAGUAAGAAAACAAAUAAAAUAUCUAAAAAAGAUAAAAACGACACGAAGAAAAAUGCACGAGAUAAAAAGAACUCUACUAAUAACAAACACAAGAAAGAGAAAUUUUCAAGUCCUGUGAGAAGUAGAAGUCGUAGCAGGAGUGUCAGUAGAGAUUCAAUUAGGAGAAGUUGUAGCAGUAGUCCUCCGCCUUCAAGUGUCCCUUCCAGUCCUGAUAACAGGUUCGAUUUUUUCCCAAAGAAACAUAAGUCUUUUGAAGAUAAGGACACCGAAAAUCAUUCAGGACCUAAAGGUAAGCAGAAGCAAGACGAUAUAAAUACAUGUGAUACUUCAACAAAGAAGCAAAACGACAAGGUGACCACAUCACCAUCAAAACCAAAAGAUAAACAUAAUAAGCUUCGAGAAACUAUAGAAAAAUUAAAAGCCAAAAGUGAAAUUUCGAAUAAAUUGAACGACGAUGAGUUCCGUUUCGACUUGGACACUUUUAAAGAAAACAAGGAAAAAUUCAAGAAAGACAAAGAGGACAAAACCCGAAAGAUAAAGGAUAAAGUGAGUAAACCUCAUUUGAAGAAAGAUCUCGAUUUCGAAGAUAGUAAUAGCACAAUGGAGAGUUUGCAUACUACUGAUAACAAAAAGAAGAAAACAAAUCCGAAAAAUAGUAAAAAUGCGUCGAUUGAUGCUUUGACAAUUGCUACCGAACAAACGCUGAAAGACAUCAACAAGUGGUUAGAUGACACACCAAAAUAUUCGGAAUUUAGUUCGGCGAGCAAUUCACCCUGUUAUCCUCCUUUAGAUGAUUUCGAUAUUGUUAAUAAAAUUGACAAUGAUCCUCGGAAGAAAGUUGAAAAAUUCAAUUUGAAGAAGGAGGGAAUUGGGAAAGACAUAAAGAGACGAACAUUCAGUAGAGAUCCGGUGAAAUUUCUUAAACGCCGAGAAGUGCAAAGGACCAUAGAUCGUCUACAACCUGGAAAAAGCAAAGGCAAUUUAAUAUCGAGUGUUCAGAGCUCGAAACAGACAGAUGAAUUGUUUCCUCUAGGCCCGCUAUCGAAAAAUAAAGACACAAAAAAUUCGUUGAUUGUCAAAACUGACGAUAACGCUCCUAAGCUGAGUUUAGGCUCGGUUUUGGAUAGUUUCGGUCGGCAUAAAUUUGUCGACGACACAAAACCCGAGGAAUCUGAAAAUGUGAACAAAAAAGACAAAAAGUUUUCAUUUCAGUCGAGCGUUAAUACGGAUAUUAAAGAAGAAACUCAGAUUAAACCCAAAACAGAAAUCGAAAAGAAAGAAUCUCCCGUGAGAGAAGAAUCUAGCAUGAUGAGUGGAGCGACUCCAAAUUUAAGUGCCUGGUUUAAAGCUUUCGGUGCGCCGAAAAUCCAAUCAUCGCAAAAGAAAAAUGACCCGAAAUCGGAAGUAAAAGAAAGCGAGAAAACUGACGAUUGCAAAACAGAUCCUAAAUCUAAAGAGGAAACAAAAGUUCCAGUCCCUGAACUUUCCCCUAGUAUCGACAGUCCAGUCGCUACCCAUGGCCAACCUGUGCCAAGACAAAGGAAAGUAAGUACCGGAAGUAGCAUAUCGGAACGUUCUUCGUUCAGCCAAGACAUGGAUUCCCCUAGAGUUGGAAUAGAUGAAAGACUUGGGGCCUACCCGGCCCCAUACCCAUCUCCCAUGCACCGAUCUCCUUCUGGAGCUUCCCCUGUGAUGGCUUCGCCCCGCCCGGACGUAUCUCCCAAAGCCGCCCCAUAUCCCCCGUUUAACGGACAAAUCAGAGUUGGCUUCUACCAAGAUACGGUCUCGAAUAAAAGCAGCCCCGAUAAGUCGUGUAGUCCUCGAGAUAACCCCCAAUCGCCAUACGCCCAAUGUUCUGAGCACGUUUACACUCCUAAUACAACACAAAACAUGCCUUAUACGUACCCCAACUCGCCCUAUUAUACACAUACCCCGAAUUAUAGUAACACGAAUCCCACACCUCCUUAUAAUCCGGAAAAUGUCAAUCCUCCAUCUUAUUACGAUACGAAUAAGUCACUAACGGAUCAGUAUCAAGCCAAGAAUAUACAAAAUUAUGUUAAUUCACCCAAUAAUGUGCAAUCACCGUCGCCCCAUCCUCCAAUGGAGACGUUCCGACAGGAAGAUCAGAAUCAGAAUAAAGUGAAUGAGAAGAUGGUGCAAAAUGCGAUGUUUCCGGUGAAAAAACGAGCAUAUAACGAAUCAGAAUCGGCUCAGUUGAGUCACAGGUUCGAAGAGGUCAGUCGGAAUAUGCCACCCAUGGAGAGUCAAAGUACCCAGAAUGUUGAUACAAUGCAUAUGAAUUCGCGUGAGGAAUCAAUGAAGCAUUAUAUUCAUCAGAAUAUUCCAGACCCUAAGCCAUUAACAGUUCAGACCAAUGUUUCGCCUCAGCAACAGUUGGCCUCUUCGAUUAUAAACUACUCUACACCUUCAAAUCCGUACAAUAAUUACAAUAACGAGUCCAAUUAUCCACUAAAUAUACCAUCGAGGAGUUUAGCUUCGACUCCGGGCAUUGAUAGAAAAAUUGAGAUUGCGAAAUACACCAAUAUGGGAUACACAGGUCCCGAGGUGAACUUUUCAAGGGGUAUGCAGCAGUACACUCGACCGGAGUUGACAUACGCGAGGCCCUCUUCCAAUGACCAACAACCGGUGUCGAACCAAGGACAACCGUCAGAGGUCUUGCACUACUCUAACGCUAGCCCUCAUAUGGGCUACAAAAACGUCGACAUGAACUCUACGACUUCCAACCCGCAACAAGCGCAUACCAAUUAUACAACACAACAUUCGAACACGAACCGUUUAGGGCAGCCUCUGGACGUGCAGAGUUCGUACAAGUCGAACGAAGUGUCAAUACCAAGGCCGACGUACAAUACUCACAUUGAUAUGGACCAACCUUUAGGUUUAAGAGGAAAUAUAGCGAAUUUGUCGCAUAUCGUCGAUCGGUAUAGUAAUGACGAGAGGAUGUUGACCGGAUUGCAACCAACAGCGAGUCAGUAUUACAGUGAUAAGGGAUUGGGAGGGCCUCAUAUGUUUAAUAAACCCAUCUGUACGAGCUCUUCAGGAUUGCCAAUCUUUAAUCAGCCGAAUAUGGGGAUACAGUCGUAUAAUCAGAAUAUGCAAGUACCGACUUCUUCCAUGUAUAAUAGACAGAUGACGGAACUGCAGAAUCCGAUGACUAGCGAAACAAAGAAUGCCAAUGUUGCGCAACAGGGUAAUGAGAAGAAAACGAAGAAACGGAAGAGCGCGAAAGCAGUUCAGCCUGUAUCGGCGUCAGAGUCCCCAGCGCAGCCCAACAAUCAGGGCUUCCAAUCGUACGCGGGCUUAAAGUCGAACUCUCCUAUGGAACCAAGUGCAAUAUCCCUAAAGACAGCGAGCGUCGUCCCCGGCAGCGCAUUUAACUUUGGACCAUCGCCGUCAGCCCUGGGUAUAGGUUCGGGCUUGUACGGCGACAAAGAUGCAUAUCCUAACUUCCUGGAGGAUUUCCGCGCCGCCCCCAACUACUACAUCGCGGCGGCGACGGCAGCCCACCACAGAUCCACUCCUGACGCCCCCGAUAAACAGACCCGAGUGGCGGCGCACCAGUCGUCUGCUCGGCAAGCCCCCAGUUACCCCUUUAUAGGCGCGCGUCAGGCAACGCCCCCCAGUUACCCCUUGAGCAGCCACUUCAUGCCCUCUGCGCAGGCGCCCCUUAUGGAUGCCAGCUCUCCGUUGUAUCAACACUAUCUGCAAGCGGGGGUGUUGAAUCAAGGACUUUUGGGUCCCCCAGGGCCGUAUCCGCCGGGGUACCAUCCCGCGUUAAGUAUGAGGCAACCAUACGAUUCCAUGACAAGGCCUCCCUGGCUUUAAUCGACGAUUAGUUUUUCGGGAAAGUUAUUAGUAAUUGUUUUUUAUUUGCCAAAGACAGUUUUAUUCCGUUUGUUAAAUUGUACAUUAAAUUUUAUUUUGGAAUUUCGACGAUUUUGCGAUUAUUGUUUUAUUUUCUUUUUUAUAUAACGGCGUGUGGAAAACUCUGUGAUUUACUUUACGUGUGAUCGUAAAUAUUUUUGUUAUGUCUUUUUCAUGUUUAUGGAUUCACUGUCAAUAGUUUGUCUUAACUGUUAGCAUCGGACCAUUAUUUUACCUCAUGUUUUAUAUCAUAGUAUAUCGAACUUUUGUAGUGCUUACAAAUAGUUCUGUGUUGUUUAUUUUAAAAAAUGAAAAUUGUUGUAUACUGGGUAACUCUGACCAAAAGUUGUCUUCGACUUAACAUGUUGCUAUACGGUCGGGUGUAUCCGCAAACAUUCCCAAAUUUUGUGCAAAAUAUCUACUUACAUAGAUUAAGAUUCUUAAUAGCAGAGAUAUAUGUCAAUGAAUUUAUUAUUCAAUCACAGUUUAAUUUAUGUUUAUAUAUUUAUGUAUAGAACAUAAAUACGCAACUUGUGUUAAUUUUACGUACUAUUUAUUUAGAAUAUAACAUUUACAUUGUCUAGAUGUUUGCCUUAUUCUUAAAAAUUUGUAAAUUAAAACAUCGACAAUAGAAUCUUAAAGUUAUCACUAAAUAAAUAUCAAAUUAAAACAAGUGUAUGACAUUAAAGUCAUAUAAGCUUUAAUCAGAUUUUUAUUGUACAAAAUUAUAAACAAUAUCAAAAAUAUACAUUUAAAAAUGUAAAUAUGAAAAUGUAAAUGGACUAAUACUAGUG
This is a messenger RNA of Tribolium madens (black flour beetle), 6834 nucleotides long. It is a transcript of the gene dikar, whose product is annotated as bromodomain-containing protein DDB_G0280777. The coding region runs from base 389 to 6001 and encodes 1870 amino acids. Gene Ontology annotation, molecular function: protein binding. Gene Ontology annotation, cellular component: RSF complex. Gene Ontology annotation, biological process: regulation of DNA-templated transcription. Lineage: Eukaryota; Metazoa; Arthropoda; Insecta; Coleoptera; Tenebrionidae. The record is from RefSeq and is a predicted model, not a curated record. The transcript has 9 exons.